GCCUUACUAAAUUUAAUCUUUGAUUUUAUCAAUUUUUAAAGUAUUAAAUUUUAGCAAUGAGUGACCCAUCGAUAUCGGACCCAAUGUCCUUUUUAUAUUUGGACAUGCUAUCCAGAGUUUUAUUAGAUGAGGCUGAAGAGGCGGCGAAAGAAUUUGAUCUAAAAAUGGAUUUUAUACGUGAACAGGAAAGAAAUUGCUUGGAGAUUGGGAAAGAACGUGUUACAGUGGAUCUGCUUAUUAACAAAAUGCAGGAGUGUAUCUUUCAAACGGAGCUCGAAUUACAGGAGAACGAAGUGCAGUUGGAUGAAAUGGAUAAACUCCUUUCACGAUAUCAGGCCAACUACAUAGAUUUCUCAAAGGGUCCCGAGCAGAUACCCCUGAGACCUAGCAGUUAUCGUACAUUCCUGAAGCUACUUAUAUCGGCGGACCAAUCGACUGCGCAAUGUAACGACCUAAAAGAGGAACUCAAGGCUUAUAACGAAGAAGCCAUCGUGCGUUUAGAAUCCCCAAAUUUGGUAACCAGGAUAAUGGACUACCAUUUAUCAGCAAUAACUGGACUGGAAAAAAAACUGGAUAAGCUGCACAAAUUGACCAACCAGGUCAUUAAAAGCUAUAAUAAAAUAUGCAGAAAAGUAAGAGCCAAGAUAAUGAAAGACAAACGCUACAAUGGACCCCGCCCAACUACAGCUCGUUAUAAAUUUUGAAAAUUAAUAUUCAAUAUAACGGUUUAUAUGAUACAUAUGUAUGAAUUAGUAGGCAAUUAAAUGCAUUCAAGUUCAACUUUGUUCUUAACAUGACGAA
Messenger RNA from Drosophila navojoa, 801 nucleotides. RefSeq lists its product as uncharacterized. The record is from RefSeq and is a predicted model, not a curated record. NCBI's taxonomy places the organism in Eukaryota, Metazoa, Arthropoda, Insecta, Diptera, Drosophilidae.